Molecule: messenger RNA, 1982 nt
Organism: Thermothielavioides terrestris NRRL 8126
Lineage: Eukaryota; Fungi; Ascomycota; Sordariomycetes; Sordariales; Chaetomiaceae
Exons: 4
Coding region: 240-1670 (476 amino acids)
Cellular component (GO): cytosol
Molecular function (GO): transaminase activity; pyridoxal phosphate binding
Source: RefSeq, a predicted model, not a curated record
UCCCUGACGACUGCUGACCUUGGCAUGGGUUGGUAUGGUAUGGGAAGACAAAGAUCGGCCUUCCGCUUCGCAUUGACUGUCUAUUCCCGACAGGGAUCCGGGGGGCCCAGUGGAGUGAGCGAUCCACGGUUUCAGUACACUAUAAAUGGAAGAGCUCUUGGGACGCCUUUAUGCCAUGGACGUCUUCUCCUUGAAUCCUUGUGCCCAGUUCAACGGCUGCGUGAGCUUACCGAUUCAGUAUGGUUCUGAGGCCGCUCGAUCCCCCGCCCGAGGGAAACGGGGUUGACGGCGCCAGGACUGUGGAGAAAUCGGCCGUGCUGCAUCGAGACCUUCGGUACCGCUUCCAUUCUGUGGCAGGAGGUGAAGGCAACCACCUUGUGCUUGAGGAUGGCCGCAGGGUCUUUGACGCGUCAGGAGGUGCUGCGGUUGGUUGCCUUGGCUGGGGCAACGAGAGAGUUGCCCGGGCCGUGCUGAGGCAGAUGCUGGCUAUUCCGUAUUGCUCGACCGUCUUUUACACGACAAGGGCCCAGGAGGAGCUCUGCCGCUUCUUGGUCGACUCGACCAACGGAAAAAUGAGCCGUGCCUAUAUUGUGAACUCAGGCUCCGAGGCCAUGGAGGCGGCGGUUAAGCUCGCGAGGCAGUAUUUCCUUGAGCUACCCGAGCCCGAGAACAAGAGGGUCCGCUUUAUCUCCCGCAGGCAGUCCUACCACGGCAUCACGCUCGGUGCGCUAGCAGUGGGUGGUCACGAAUAUCGACGGGCAAAGUUCGAGCCGCUGUUGAUGAAGAACGUCUCCCGGGUGUCGCCAUGCAACGCUUUCCGCGGCAAGAUCGCGGGCGAGACCGACGAGGACUAUGUAUCCCGACUUGCCAACGAGUUGGAUAAUGAAUUUCAAACCGUCGGACCAGAGACGGUCUGCGCGUUUAUCGCCGAACCUGUCGUGGGCGCAGCCCUGGGAUGUGUUCCUUCAGUUCCCGGGUACUUCAAGGCAAUGCAGGCUAUCUGUCGAAAGUACGGCGCCCUCCUCAUCCUGGACGAGGUCAUGUGCGGCAUGGGCCGGACGGGGACCCUGCAUGCUUGGGAACAAGAAGGCGUCGUCCCGGACAUCCAGACCAUCGGCAAGGCGCUGGGUGGCGGGUACCAACCUGUCGCGGGAGUCCUGGCCAGUCACCGGGUGAUGGACGUGAUCGAGCGGGGCAGCUCCGUUUUCGUCCACGGUCACACGUAUCAAGGCCAUCCGGCCGGGUGCGCCGCAGCGCUUGAAGUGCAGCGGAUCAUCCGGGAAGAGAAUCUGCUGGCCAACGUGCAGGCCAUGGGGGCGCUGCUUGCCAAGCGACUGCGAGAACGACUGCAAGACCACCCCAACGUGGGCGACAUCCGCGGGCGGGGGCUCUUCUGGGGCGUCGAAUUUGUGGCCGACAAGAGUACGCUGGCGCCAUUCCCGGCCGAUGCACAUGUCGCGCCGGCAAUAUGCGAACGCGGCGUGGUCAAAUACGGAAUCAGCCUGUAUCCGGGCUCCGGCUCAGCCGACGGCAUCCGUGGCGACCAUGUUAUCAUUUCCCCUGCGUUUAACGUGCGCAGCGAGGAAGUCGAGUGGAUCGUCGAUGCGGUUGGCCGUCUUGUGGAUGACUUCUUUGCGGCUGGAAUUCCUAUUGGCGGGGCUUCCGCCUGAUGAGUUGAAAGCCGGGAGUUUUGUUGGAAACCGAUUCGACUGUUGAUGAGCAGGACUUGUCAACCAGCGAGGUGGUUGUUGGGAGUUGUCUGCUAGCUGAACAUCAGCUGUGCGGACCGAAAAUUACCGACGGGGACCGGGUAACGUAACCGAGGCCUUAGCACCUCAGAUGGGCCAGUUGGCAACAUGUUCCUGAGAGUGUAUAUUGUCUUGCCGCGCAAAGACAAAGUGGAAUCUCUAUCAUAUCAGUGUCAAGGCGUGGAAGACACAUUACGCACUACCCGAGGGCCAAAGGAAAAGUGGGUAUUUUCG